AUGCCUAAUGGAUCACUUGAGAAGUUCAUACAUGACCAAGCUUCUUCAGAUAAUAGCCAACUUGGGUGGAAAAAGUUGCAUGAGAUUGCUGUGGGGAUUGCUCGGGGAUUAGAAUACUUGCAUAUUGGUUGCAACACAUGGAUCUUGCAUUUCGACAUAAAACCCCAUAAUAUACUUUUGGAUCAAGAUUUUUCUCCCAAGAUAUCUGACUUUGGGCUUGCUAAACUAUUCCCCGAUAAUAGAAGCAUGAUAUCAAUGUCACAUAUGAGAGGAACACCAGGAUAUAUUGCUCCGGAAGUUUAUUCUAGAAAUUUCGGGCAGGUAUCUCAUAAAUCAGAUGUUUAUAGUUAUGGGAUGAUGAUUUUGGAAAUGGUUGGAUGGAGGAAAAAUAUUGAGGCAGAGGUUGAUCAUACAAGUGAAAUAUACUUUCCUCAUUGGAUCUACAAAAAGCUUGAAUUUGAUGAAGAACUUGGACUACAUAGGAGUAUGAGCAAUGAAGAAAAUGAGAUGGCAAGAAAAAUGAUAAUAGUGGGCUUGUGGUGCAUACAAACUAAUCCCGUUAACCGACCAACAAUCAUGAAGGCGUUGGAAAUGUUAGAAGGGGACUUGGCAUCAUUAGAAAUUCCUCCAAAACCUUAUUUGUCUUCUCCAUCAAGGUUGGAUGCUUCCUCAAUUACAGAUUAA
This is a messenger RNA of Lactuca saligna, 684 nucleotides long. The record is from the annotation of a GenBank genome assembly. Lineage: Eukaryota; Viridiplantae; Streptophyta; Magnoliopsida; Asterales; Asteraceae.